AUGUCGGAUAGAGAAGACACACCCCCGCCUCUCCCCGCAAGCCCUCCACCACCACCAAUGGAGGACAGCGAACUAACUACUCCACCUCCAAAGAGAAAAACAUCUGGGAAAAUAUUAGAGCUCCAGAAAAUUCUUCGCGAGAAUGGAGGUCUUGGCAUGUACAACUCUCCAAGUGCUAGCAACGCACCAGCCCCUCCCCCUUCUGCAACCACAUCUUUUGAGGAGGACCAAACCUCGUGGCAACCACCUAGGCUCUCUCACGCCACGAAGAACCGUCCCAAGAGGAAAGUUAGACCCCCUUCCAGGAACAGCAGUCUGAGCAAAGAUGGUUUCCUGGAGACAAUAACCACAGCAACACCGAUUUUGGCUGUGGAGGAGGAAGAAGAUGGAGAAAAAAUGUUCGAUGAACCACCACCCCCCCUCCCUCCCAUGUCUGCCCCUCCUGGUGCCCCACCGUCACCACCUGUGUCUGACACUGAGUCACUAGGUAAUGAACUAUUUGCACCCAAAGAGAGUCGGGAACCUGUCGUCACGAGCACCCCAAUCGAGACCACGGCCAAACCGUUGAUGAAGUCCGCAUGGUCGGAUGUUAUCGAGUCCAAGAAACAACCAAAAACAAGUCCAAUUGUAGCUUCCAAAAGCAGCACAAGCACACCUAACUCUGUACAGACUAAAGGUAUUGUGAUUGGCUCAUUCAGCGAUCGAUUGAAGAAGCUUAAAGAAAGACGAGCGGCAAAGACAAAUUCUAACUCUUCACUACCCCCCACAUUAUCUCCCUCGACAACCACCACCUCUAUACAAUCAGAGGAAGCAAACACAACUGAAACCUAUCCUUCAAGUGUAAAGCCGCCAAUGAACAAUGUGAAAACAGUUGAACAUUCACCAAAAAUAUAUUCGACACCAGAACUCUCGAUUUCAGAGCCACCAAGUGAACCAAAACAUUUCCCACCAUUUGAGAGAAAAGAAAGACCUGAAUCAGACGAAGAUGAACUGCCACCAGCCCCUCCCCCUCCUAUACCUGAGCUCCCCCCACCCCCGGAGGAAGUGGACCAAGUACGAAAUAACAUACCCGCCAAAUCGCACACUCUCUCCUCAAAAGUAUCGUUUCGAACGUCUCAAUGGAAGGAUGAUUGGACAAGAAAGAGUGAGCAGCUACAACUAGACAGCUUCAAGUCAGACAACCUCCCUCUACUGGGUUUAGACGCGGUACACAGACCUGCUCCUAUGGAAGAGAUUUCAGAAACUAAAGCAGAACCACGUCCUCUGAAUGCGUUUGAAAUGGAUGCCUCAAGUUUAAGUGGGUCAGUUCCAAGUCUCCCAGACUCCCUUCCACCAGAUCUGCCAGAUGCCCCACCCCCCACACUCCCAGAGGACCCCCCACCUAUUCUACCAGAAGCACCUCCCCCAGUACCCGAGACAUUUCAAGUCUCGUCACUAGACUCGAGUGAGACGAAUGAAGGGGGACGUUUAACCCCGAGUUUCAGGUCCUUAGAAACCUCAACCCCUAAUGGCAAUCAAGAUUACUCUCUAAACGUUGUCAAAUUACGAGAGAGGAAGUUGCUUUCUCCUCCGAAAGACACUGGUAUGAAACGAAGAUCAGCCUUCGAUGCCCUUGUGAAUGUGGAGCCAAAUACUGAAGAAAGAAACGAGCCAAAACUCUCACUCGAAGAAAGACGAAAGCUCACAAUAAUGGCUUCUAAAUUCUCUAGUGCAGAUACUGACAUAGCACAUCAAGUGUGGAACAGACAGACUGUAAGCUCUCAUGGAACUCCAGCUGCCAAUACUCCGCAAAGUACAAGUCGUAUUUUGAAGUCCAAACCUAGUCACUCAAUGAAUUCCCUCAGGGCGUCACAGCCCUCCUCCAAAAAUGAGUCACCUGAUGUAAGGACGAAGGAACAAAAGCAUUCGCCAGUUUCAAGCAAUGAAAUGCUCGACUUGAGCUCCUCUUCCGAUAGCACGUCACACAACAUUAAGAGAAAGGAUAUAACUCAAUUACAGGAAAAAUCGUUUAGUUUACCUCCCGGUGACUCUGGCACAUUCCAACAAAUCAGAGUCAUCUCCGAGGGAACUCCGCCCUCCAGUCCUGACGUCAGGUACACUCGAGUUGCCAGGGAAAAUUGGUCUCCCAAAGUCAAACAAUCAAAGAAAUUCAUAAGAGAUGAUGACGAUCUCUCUGCUUCGGCAAGCACUGGAAACAUUCUACCAGCUGUAUCUCACCGUAAAAAAAAGAAAAGAAAAUGGGCAAGCUUGGAAAAAACAUCGAGUUUGAAUUCGUUUGGCUCUAGCAAUGAGUCCCCUAAAACCAGUCGCACUACACCAUGGUCAAUUUUCAAAAAGAGCUCCUUGAAGAAAGGUCAAGGUUCACACCCGAUGUCUCCCCUAGCAGCUGCAAGUGUGGCCAAUCCUUCACCUGGAAACAUACCCAAAUCUCCAACCUCCAUAUCGUUGGAAUCAGACGACUCUAAUGAUGGGACGAGAUCUCAAGAAAUGAAUCGACCAACGAAAAAGACACCCUUGAAAUUCUUCCCUCCCGAUAGUCCCUCAAAUACACCCAGCACUUUUACCGGGAGUAUUGGUUCGAAAGAGAACAUUUUAUCGAAGCAGAUCCCCGAUCGAGACCAUGGAGAGGAGAAGAAGAUGGAGGUACAGCUGACGAGGGUGAGGGAGCAGAGCAAGAUGACGCUCGAGUAUCUAAGGAGGGACCCGGUCGCGUUUUUACGCAAUCUGACACCGAGGGGAUCCACCCGGCUGAGACCAGGCUCUAUGAUCCUGGGAACUGAGAUCUACAAGAUUGACCCGAAUAAGUGGACAGUGGAUCAAGUAUGCAAAUGGUUGGAGCUGGUCGGACUGGGAUCUUACAGGGAGGUCUUCAGAGAACGAAAUGUUACCGGCGAUAGAUUGGUUCAAUUGGACAUUCAACUCUUUGAUGAGCUUGAGAUUGACAGUCCUGAGAUUCGUGAAAUAUUCCUUGCCAAGAUCUAUGAGCUGAGCAACCCUAGUUCAGCGAUGGAGGAGUUAGAAGAUGACUUCAAAUUGUCAGUGGAUGAAUACACUUCAGAGGAUUGGAAGAAGUUCGAGGCAGCUGUGAAUGCCCUCAAGGGCAACGUCCUUGACAACACGAUAGAACUGGAGGCGUCAGCCAUUGACCAAUUCAUCCACACCGGCUAUGUGAGGUCACAGUCCACUCCUAACUUCGCAGACCUCGAUGAGCUAGAUCCAGACGAGACGCAAGAGUACGCUACUGGACAACACCAAAUGGCUGUAUCAAUGGACACGCAAAACAGAGACAUUUCGUCGUCUAUCUCACAGCAACAAGAGUCUUAUCGUAACGCCGUUUUCCAGAAUGGUACUGACCCACACUAUAACGGAGAAGCACUCACAACGGACUGGGUUGCUGAUUUACCAACCAUCAGAAGAAAGAGAGCUCUGACUGAACCCAUUCCCAUUAUCAAUGUUGAAAUUUUGGAGUCGAGACAUCCCCCUGACAACAGAACCCUCCCCCGUUCCAGUAGGUUGUCUGCCCCUGAGGCACCAGCCAUGAUUGUAGACCCUAAGAGGAGGAUUGUUAAGAAACAAUCAAUGUCCCCGAGACAGCUGUCAAUAGGCGAGGACCAAACCCUGCAGCUGGGUGUAAGUACUUCAGACAGAAGGAGAAGUUCCACGUCUAGCCAGUGUUUGGUGAAACUGUUCAUGGAUACUGUGCAAGAAGGUGCUCUGUACAAGUCAUUCCUGAUUUCCCCCACUACCACUGCUGAUGACCUGGUUGCCAUGGCACUGGACAAGGCCUACCUUGGAGACAACUGCAGCCCUCAACAGUACACGAUAUGGGAAAGAGAUAAAGACACUAGCAGCAGGAGCAGUCUGAGUCGACAGCUGAGGACAGACGAGUCUCCAGUGGCAGUGAAGUCGCAGUGGAGAGAUGAAAACAGUCGCUUCUUUGAGCUACGACUGAAGGAGGGCAUCCAACUUCACCCCACCCCUACAAAGAGAAAGAUGAGCUCACUGGAUGCGGGCGUCUUUGAGGCUCAGAUUAGAUCGCUCACAGAGGAAAAGAACCAGCUUUUAGGAGAGCUAAGUGUCUUCCAUUCCGAGCUCAUAGAGAAAAAUAAAGUUGAACAACAACUUGAGUUGGUUUCUGAAGAGUGUGCAUCGGUUAAGGCCAGGUAUAAGUCGGAACAAUUGAGCCAUAAUCGCGUUUUGUCUGAGAUGAAGGGGAGAUUGCAACAGCUUGGUUUUGAGAAGACGAAGCUUGGGGAUCAGAUAGCGAUCAUGUCAGCUGCCUCUGGUGGAGGGGAGGUAUCGAGUGACGUGUUGAUGGAGAUACAGUCCAAGUACUCAAAGACGGUGGAUUCUCUCAAGAUGCAACUCACUGAGAGGGGGAGAGAGAACGAGGAACUCAUGAGGAAGAACAUCACCUUGGACCAAGAAGUGGUGGAGUUAAGACACGACUCUAAAGAGCUUAGGAAGGUGUCUCGAUUGUUGAGGGAGCACCGACAACAGCUGAACAGUGCUGAGCAGAAACUAGCUGAGAAGGAGGACACUAUUCAUGGCCUCAGGGGGCAGCUGGAACACAGCCAAGUGUCUGUUCAGCAAGCUGCCGCUCUCCAGCAGACGCUGCAAGCCCUGGAGCUGACGUCCAGACAACAACAGGACCUGUCUAGUCGUACGGUGAUGGAGCUAAAGGAGCAAGUGUCUCGACUGACAGCUGAGCUGGGCCGGAGGGAGCAGCAGAUGAUGUCUCUGAGGAAAGAGAAAGAGAGACUCACCAGAGAAAGACAGACAAAGGACAACAUAGCCACGAGCCUUGAAGCAGACCUGGCCAGUUAUCGAAUAAUGGUGAGUCCUCAUGCUGACGCGAGUGAGAGGAUCCUCACCCUCCAGAGGUCCAUCUCUGUGCACGAGGUGGCACUGGCCUCACUGCAGGGCGAGUAUAACCACCAGACUGCUGAGCUGCUCGAAGCUGAGAAGGAGGUCUCUAAGUUCAGGGAUGCUCUAGCUAAGAAGGAGGAGCAGCUGGUGCUUGUGUCCAGCUCACAAGAACAACACUCACAGUCAACUAUGUACAGUCUACUAGGCACCUCUACCUCGUAUCAACUAGUGCUAGCUGAGAUCAACCAAGAGAGGGAAGCGUCACCUCAAGCACCCGUGGCUGGGUCAGGAGUGGAGAGGUCACUCUCUACGGCAUAUGGGAUCAAAGUCAGCAGGUUACUAGGCAACUGUGCAGUGUCGGAGGUAAACGAGGAAGCUGCUAAAGCUGGACUUCAGAGAGGAGACAGACUCCUUGAGAUCAACGGGAUGAGUGUGUCUGGCCAGACUCAACGUGAGAUCAACACCCUGCUCAAGAAACAGACUCAAGAAGGAGGAGCUCUAAGAGUGGUCGCUGCUCGACCAGUUGAUGGGAGGAGCGAGGAGGCAAACAGACUCUUGAAUCAGAGCUCUAUGGAUGACGAGUUGGCUGAUCGUCACAAGAAGCUGAAUGUGUCUCUCAGCCAACAGCUGGAGUCACAGACCAGUGAAGUCGACAGAUGGAGAAACGAAUGCGAGAGACUCAAAGCUGAGAUACUAAAGUACUCCACUUCGAAUAAAGACCAAAAUUCGGAAUUUUCAAUUCUUGAAGCAAGUGUUCUGGAUUUGAAAUCACAGCUGAAGAAUUCUGAGAGGGCUCGUGUGCAGCUGCGGGAGACGCUGAAUCGCCUUGAGGGGGUUACAAAGGAACAAGUGCAGGAUCGGGAGAGGGAACUGGUGUUACUAGUGGAGGCAACGGAGAGGGCAGCUAGUGCAAGAAUUCAACACUUGGAAGCUGAGAAACAGAAGCUGAUGAAGACCCUCCGUGAGCACCUCACCCACACAGGGGAUUCCCCUGCCACACCCCCUCCCAGUGAUGUGACAGCUGUCCCUCGUAACGAGCUUCUGACGAGACUGGCUGAGAGAGAGAGAGAGCUGACCAAAAACAGGGCGUAUCUGGACCAGCUGUUGAGUGUGGUCAUUGAUCAGGAGCCACAGCUGCUGGCUCAGGUCGGAGAGGCACAGCUGUUGAGGGACCAGAACGAAGUGGCUGAUGUGUAUGAUGAUGACUGGUGCUAAACUGUUUCAAUUUCGAUCAUCCACUAAUACAUUUAAUUAUGUUUUGUGUAUAAUGUUAUUUAUAUUUUGUACGUUGUGUCCCAUAUAGAAUCAUCCACUGGAACUUUUUAUUUCGACUACCGGUAUAUAAUUAUAAUUAUUCCUGUGUACAAAGUUUGCAAUUUUUCAUCUCUUAAAUAACUGUUGAGUAAUUAGGUUAAUUCAU
This is a messenger RNA of Halichondria panicea, 6289 nucleotides long. RefSeq lists its product as uncharacterized. Gene Ontology annotation, biological process: signal transduction. The transcript is spliced from 20 exons. The record is from RefSeq and is a predicted model, not a curated record. Bases 1 to 6084 code for a protein of 2027 amino acids. Gene Ontology annotation, molecular function: protein binding. Lineage: Eukaryota; Metazoa; Porifera; Demospongiae; Suberitida; Halichondriidae.